This is a messenger RNA of Cuscuta epithymum, 2146 nucleotides long. The record is from the annotation of a GenBank genome assembly. Lineage: Eukaryota; Viridiplantae; Streptophyta; Magnoliopsida; Solanales; Convolvulaceae.
CUGGAAAGAGUAGAAAACGCAAAAAUUAAUCGAUUACCCUCAAAUCUCCUUCCCUCCAGAUCUCCUACUUUCUCUCUCUACAUUCAUUCUUUCCUUCCAUGGGGAGAGAAUUCAUCAUCCGCCACAGCUGAAGCAAGAAAUCACAUCUGCGUUUAAUAUUUUGAUUUCUUAGUUAGCUGUUGCGGCUAUUGUUGUCAGCAUUUUAAUUGUUGUUGUUGAGAAUCCAUUGAUGCUUCGGUUUGUCAGGAUUUCCAUUUCGAAUUAUACUCCGUAUUUGAUUACAAUUUGAUAGAUUUCAUAAAUUUUGGAUGCAUUUAGGCUCGCAUUCGAGUUUUUGUCUGUAUAGGGAGAGGAAGCUCUGUAUAGGCUUUGUCAUCAUACAUAUACAGGUUCGAAGUUCUGCCCAAUAUAUCGGUUUGGUUUGAUUUGGUAAGUUUGUGGAGACAGAAGGAAGUGAAGGUGGAUUUGAUUUUGUCUCGGAAUAGACCUGGCAGUCGGUGAGCCCGGAUCGUUGAUUAGAUGUGGGGACGGAUCUGAUGGUGAAAAAAACAUUGUGGUUCAAUUGCUUAGGGGUAGUUGCACAUCACGGAAAGAAGGUCAAAGCUGACGGUGGUUUCCGCAGCAUUCAUAUUUGGAUUUCAUCUAGGGUUGUUGGGGUGGAGCUGAAGGAUUGGAAUUGGAUAAGAGCAGGGAGAGCAAUCGUGGCGGUGGAGAAGGGAGGAAGAUGCAGCUGCACUUCUCUCCUAGCAUGAGAAGUAUAACGAUAUCGAGCAACAACAAUGGAGGGUUGGGUGAUUUGAUGAAGAUCAAGGUCGCAGCUCGUCACAUUUCUUACCGGACGCUCUUUCACACAGUCCUUAUCCUAGCUUUCUUAUUGCCUUUUGUGUUUAUCCUCACAGCUGUUGUCACGCUAGAAGGUGUCAAUAAGUGCUCCUCACUUGAUUGUUUAGGCAGGCGGUUGGGACCAAAGCUUCUUGGAAGAGCUGAUGAUUCAGGGCGCCUCUCAACUCUGUCGCUGCAGAGGCUCAUGAAGGAUUUUGUCAAGAUCCUUAAUCAAGUGAACUCUGAGGAAGUACCUGCUAGCUUGAAGCUCCCCGAGUCAUAUAAUCAACUUGUUUCUGAAAUGAAAAAUAAUAAACACAGUGCAAAAGAGUUGGCAUUGAUGUUGAAGGGAAUGAUGGAAAGAUUUGAAAGAGAGAUCAGGGAAUCCAAGUUUGCAGAACUCACAAACAAACACUUCGCUGCAAGUUCAAUACCCAAGGGAAUUCAUUGUCUCUCAUUACGGUUGACUGAUGAGUAUUCAUCCAAUGCUCAUGCACGAAAGCAGUUGCCUUCACCAGAGUUACUCCCAUUGCUCUCUGACAACUCGUUACACCAUAUUGUACUGUCAACUGAUAACAUCUUAGCUGCUUCCGUUGUGGUGAACUCUGCUGUCCAAUCUUCUCAUAAUCCUGAGAAGAUGGUUUUCCAUGUCAUCACAGACAAGAAAACAUAUGCUGGGAUGCACUCCUGGUUUGCUUUGAAUCCGGUGUCUCCAGCUAUUGUGGAAGUAAAAAGUGUUCACCAGUUUGACUGGUUAACCAGGGAGAAUGUUCCCGUGCUUGAAGCUGUGGAGACCCAUAAUGGGAUUCGUAAUUACUACCAUGGGAAUCACGUUGCAGGGGCUAACCUGAGUGAUACUACACCUCGCUCUUAUGCCUCAAAGUUGCAGGCCAGAAGCCCUAAAUAUAUCUCAUUGCUAAAUCAUCUUCGCAUAUAUCUUCCUGAGCUUUUUCCAAACCUGGACAAAGUGGUUUUCUUUGAUGAUGAUAUUGUGAUCCAACGUGACUUGUCCCUACUGUGGGAAAUUGACCUUAAUGGGAAGGUUAAUGGGGCUGUAGAGACCUGUAAAGGUGAAGAUGAGUGGGUAAUGUCUAAGCGAUUCAGAACAUACUUCAAUUUUUCUCAUCCUCACAUUGCAAAAUACUUGAACCCUGAUGAGUGCGCCUGGGCUUAUGGUAUGAAUAUAUUUGACUUGCGUGCAUGGAGAAGGACCAAUAUAAGAGAUACAUACCAUGCAUGGCUCAAAGAGAACUUGAAGUCAAACUUGACAAUGUGGAAGCUCGGAACACUACCUCCAGCUUUGAUUGCAUUCAAAGGUCAUGUC